Molecule: messenger RNA, 763 nt
Organism: Sipha flava (yellow sugarcane aphid)
Lineage: Eukaryota; Metazoa; Arthropoda; Insecta; Hemiptera; Aphididae
Product: programmed cell death protein 6
Exons: 3
Coding region: 208-744 (178 amino acids)
Molecular function (GO): calcium ion binding
Source: RefSeq, a predicted model, not a curated record
UAUCAAAUAUUCAUUACGAUGAAGUUGUCAACUGUCCAGAUACGACGUGCCUGUUUCGCUUGGUUCAGUUGCCUAACGUAUAAAAAAUUUACUACACUUAUUUGGCCCACUAAAGCUAUAAAAAGGCGUUAUCGGUGACUCAUAUGUUAUAAUAUUUUCGGCUAAACCCAGUCAAUAUUUCUAUUGCAAAUUAUUUCCGACAUAAAUAUGGCAAAUUUUAUGUCUCCAAUGCCGUCCAGAGAAUUCUUGUGGGAUGUGUUUCAAAGGGUUGACAAAGACAGAAGUGGAUUUAUCUCGUCCGAUGAACUUCAAAUGGCGCUUUCCAACGGCACAUGGACUCCUUUUAAUCCAGAAACAGUGCGAUUAAUGAUAGGCAUGUUUGAUAAGCAAAAUAGAGGUACUGUAUCUUUUGAAGAUUUUGGGGCCCUGUGGAAGUAUGUGACCGAUUGGCAAGCAUGUUUUCGGUCAUUUGAUCGUGAUGGAUCAGGCAACAUAAAUGUAACCGAACUCAAAAAUGCACUUACAUCGUUCGGUUAUAGUCUCAGUGAACAAGUUGUCUCAGUUAUGCUCAAGAGGUUUGACCGUUUUGGUCGUGGAACUAUAUUAUUUGACGAUUUUAUUCAAUGUUGUGUUGUAUUACAUACACUUACAGCUGCAUUCCGUCAAUUUGACACUGAUCAAGAUGGAUAUAUUACAAUUCACUACGAGCAAUUUUUAAACAUGGUGUUUGGUUUGAAAAUAUAAAUUUAUGUUGUAUAUUGUU